CUAAAAUAAGGCACCAAUAAGGAGCGUCUUGUUGUAGCUGUCACCGAGCUCUGCGAGGAUCGCCGCGGUCGCUGCUCCGCUUGUAGGAAAUCUGGACUUAAAACUGUGAGAGGGGAGGGAGAGAGGGGGGAGAAAAAAGCAGGAUUCAUGGAGGCUCUGUGCAGCUUCAUCGAGCAAAACGCCUGGAUUAUCUGAUUUGGGGAACGGGAGCGUUGCACAGUUUAAAGGCGAGACGUGUUUCUUUUUCUUUCUCUCUCUCUCUCUCUCUCUCUCACGUUGUGCCACCGCCGUGUCCAACUCUAUAGGCUGCGACGUGUUUUUGUUUGGAGCUGGGGCGGUAUAGUUUUCGGAGCUUCUGUCAUGGCGGACCAAGAGGAGACUUUUGGCCUCCAAAACUCUCCUGGUGGCUCGGAUUCAAGGGAAGUACAGAGCGAUAAUAAAUCAGAGAAGCAGAACGGGACCUCGAGCAAAUCCCCAUCCUCACAGACAACUUACAUCCAGCAGGUCAGUAUCAGUCAGGGAAUGGAGGGAAUAAAAGUCUACCUGCACGAGAGGGAACUGUGGAUGAAGUUUCACGAGGUGGGGACGGAGAUGAUCAUCACCAAAGCCGGAAGGCGAAUGUUCCCCAGCUUCAAAGUGAAGGUCACGGGACUAAACCCCAAAACUAAAUAUAUUCUCCUGAUGGAUGUUGUUCCUGCGGACGACCAUCGAUACAAAUUCGCCGACAAUAAAUGGUCUGUGACCGGGAAGGCAGAGCCCGCAAUGCCCGGGAGGCUCUACGUUCACCCGGACUCUCCCGCCACGGGGGCGCAUUGGAUGAGGCAGCUCGUCUCCUUCCAGAAGCUGAAACUGACCAACAACCACCUGGACCCGUUCGGACACAUCAUCUUAAAUUCGAUGCACAAGUACCAGCCGAGGAUCCACAUUGUGAAGGCGGAUGAAAAUAACGGCUUUGGCUCCAAAAACACGGCCUUCUGCACCCACGUCUUCCCCGAGACUGCCUUCAUUGCGGUUACAUCCUAUCAGAACCACAAGAUAACCCAGCUGAAGAUUGAGAACAACCCAUUUGCGAAAGGUUUUCGUGGAAGCGAUGACAUGGAACUGCACAGGAUGUCCAGAAUGCAAAGCACUAAGGAGUAUCCAGUAGUGCCUCGCAGUACAGUGCGACAGAGAGUGGGCUCCAGCCAGAGCCCCUUCAGCGGGGAGGUCCAGGGCAUGGGCACCCCGAGCACCCUGAGCUCCCAAUAUUCCCAGUGUGAGAACGGGGUCACAAGCACCUCACAGGACAUGUUGCCUCAGUCGGGCUCCUACCCCCUGCCACAUGAGCACAGCCAGGAGUACCACUGCAUCAAGAGGAAAGUGGAGGACGACUGCCACUCAGGUGAGCACAGCUAUAAGAAAGCCUACCUAGAGAGCUCGUCCAGUGAGGAGGACCAUUACUACCGCCCCGUCGGCUACGCCCAGAGCCUCGGCCUGGCCGGUGGGCCCUACCGCAGUGAAUCCAGCCAGCGGCAGGCCUGUAUGUAUGCCAGCGCAUCACAGGGCGCUGAGCCUGUUCCCAGUUUGGAGGACAUCAGCUGCAACACUUGGGCCAGCGUCUCACCCUAUGGGAGUUGUUCUGUCACCACCAUGCAGCCAAUGGAGCGGCUGCCCUACCAGCACUUCUCUGCUCACUUCACCUCAGGGUCUCUGGUGUCCAGACUCGGCGGGGUUGGGGGCCACGCCUCACCGCAGCUGGGCGAAGGCCACCACGCAGCCAUGUACCAGAGCUCCAUGACCCACCAGACUCUGGGCCGCCAGUGCAGUCCUGGGGCUGGGAUCCAGUCCCCAACAGCCGGUUUACAGGGAAACGAGUACCUCUAUACACACGGCAUCCCACGUACAUUAUCGCCACACCAGUACCACACUGUACAUAGUGUCAGCAUCAUGCCAGAGUGGAAUGAGAACAGCUAA
This is a messenger RNA of Seriola dumerili (greater amberjack), 1953 nucleotides long. RefSeq names its product T-box transcription factor TBX5-A-like (gene tbx5a). Lineage: Eukaryota; Metazoa; Chordata; Actinopteri; Carangiformes; Carangidae. Gene Ontology annotation, cellular component: nucleus. The record is from RefSeq and is a predicted model, not a curated record. Gene Ontology annotation, biological process: positive regulation of DNA-templated transcription; cell fate specification; pattern specification process. The coding region runs from base 361 to 1953 and encodes 530 amino acids. Gene Ontology annotation, molecular function: DNA-binding transcription factor activity, RNA polymerase II-specific; RNA polymerase II cis-regulatory region sequence-specific DNA binding. The transcript is spliced from 9 exons.